AUAUAAAUAGAGCGAUCCCCAUAGUCUAGGAUCUGUGUGUGUGUUUGUGCAAAAUCCCCGGCCAGUUGUUGCUAAGACCAAUGCUCUCUUUUUAGGCGCACUCUAGCGUGGCACCAUCAAAACCUUGGGAAGGGGGGGUGAUGGUGCCACGCUGUGUGCGUCUAAAAUGGCAUAUUUUGUAAAUCUUCACGGCAGCAUAAUGGGUGCACCAGCCAGCAAGGCUUUUUUCAACUCCGAGGAUUCUAUCUUUAUAAGAGAGAUUUGCUUCGAGGGAAAGGGCUAUCACUACACAAAAGGCACUCGCUACGUUGAUUCGAUAGGCGGUUGCCUUGGGUGCAGAAGGAAGACCAAAAGUACAAACUUUUAUGCACAGGGCUUUACCAUCCAUAUGAGGGGAGGCUGGAAACUUGCAUUUCAUGCCAGAGUAUCUAUGUUAUAUUUUCCACCACGGGUUAUGAGUCUCUGGAAUAUAUAUUUGGCAGUGGAUGGAAAGCUGAUUCUGUAAGCAUACCC
Corylus avellana is the source of this 513-nucleotide messenger RNA. Lineage: Eukaryota; Viridiplantae; Streptophyta; Magnoliopsida; Fagales; Betulaceae. The record is from RefSeq and is a predicted model, not a curated record.